Messenger RNA from Cercospora beticola, 1985 nucleotides. RefSeq names its product SCF ubiquitin ligase complex subunit HRT3 (gene HRT3). Lineage: Eukaryota; Fungi; Ascomycota; Dothideomycetes; Mycosphaerellales; Mycosphaerellaceae. Gene Ontology annotation, cellular component: SCF ubiquitin ligase complex; cytoplasm. Gene Ontology annotation, molecular function: protein binding. Gene Ontology annotation, biological process: SCF-dependent proteasomal ubiquitin-dependent protein catabolic process. The record is from RefSeq and is a predicted model, not a curated record.
CCGACUUCACUCCCAUCAUUCCCUAAGAACACCGACACGAUGAGCACCAAUGACAGGACUCUCAGCAACGAUGCCGCUCCGGAAACGGAGGCUGAGUUGGAGGCAUUUCGACAGCAAUGGCGGGAAGAAGUGUCAGCUAGGAACAAGCAGUCCAAGGCGGGACCUUCGAGGCCCAAUCCGGUAGACACAACCAAGUCGAAGCAGACUCCAGCCGGACCGUCGCAACCAGUUGCGUCUGGGUCAGCUCUUCGCAACGAACGCUUUCACGAAGAGACUGCGCCCAAGGCGUACCAUGAUCUACCGGACAAGGAGGAGCAGCUGAGAUUAGGUGAGGAAGGCCAGGAGCUUAGUAGGAACGUCGUCGCAGAACCAACGUCAGCACUCGAGCACUAUGAGAGAGCAGUAGAGAAAGAGACUCAAGGCCAUCUGAGCGAGAGCAUGAGACACUACAGGAAAGCAUUCAAACUCGACGAUGGCGUGCACGAAGCCUACAAACGGAAGCAUUUCCCUGCGUCGUCCUUCCAAAAGCCCAAGCCAGCAAAUCCCAACCCUUCAAAUGCAUCCUCCACAGUGCCACGCACCGAUCAUCACUCCCUGCAUGGCAGUGCUGUCGGCGAAGGACUUCCAGCCACACUCAAGCAGAUGGUGGAACAGUUCUCGGCUAUGCGCAUCGAGCCGCCAGAACCCGAAACAAGCCUUUCGCCGAAUGAGAGAUGCCCCCUCGCCGAGUUGCCAGAGGAGCUGCUUACGCAUAUUCUCAUGGACCUGGCUAUCGAUGACGUUGCUUCUUUCGCUCGACUUGCACAAGUCUGCAAGAGGCUGGCUUACUUGGUGUUGACAGAAGACUCGAUCUGGAGGCAAGUGGCUAUGAGUUCAAAGUAUGGCUUCCCAUCGAUGCAUUACGAUUUCCCUGUUGAGAUCGACGGCUCACCUGUGGACCAAAACGAGCAACUCGCCAAAUACAUGGCGUCGAACGCUGAAGAUGCAGACGAGGAGAUUCCAAUGCCACCGACUCCUGAAGAACGCGCAGUCGCCUUCUCUGCGCUCACCGAUAGUUUGCUCGUAUCGCACUACUCCUCCUCCUGGCGCCAGAUGUUCAGAUCGCGUCCGCGAAUACGCUUCAACGGCUGCUACAUCUCCACCGUAAACUACACUCGCGCAGGAGCAACUUCGACUAACACUCUCACCUGGGGCGCUCCCGUACACGUGGUUACAUACUUCCGCUACCUCCGCUUCCUUCGCGAUGGGUCCUGCAUUUCCCUACUCACGACCGCCGAACCCGCCGAUGUAGUUCACCAUCUCACGCCUGAGAAUCUCCACUCCGAACACUACGGAAACGUCCAAUAUGUCCCUUCAGCAGUGAUGAAAGAUGCUCUUCGCGGCCGCUGGCGUCUUUCCGGACCAGCAUCAAGCCAAGCGAGUCAUUACGACCCUACCACAGGCAGGUUCGAAGACGAGGAAGUCGAGGGCGAUGUUUUGAUUGAGACAGAAGGCGUGGUGCCGAAGUAUACGUACCACAUGUUCCUCGGUCUGGCGCACGCGGGCAAGGGAGCCAGAAACAACAAGCUCGCCUGGAAAGGAUUCUGGAGCUGGAAUCGAUUGACAGAUGAUUGGGCGAGGUUUGAGCUGAGGAAUGAUAAGGCUUUCUAUUGGAGCAGAGUAAAGAGCUAUGGGGAUGGAGUGUAGAUGAUGCUUUGAUGGGACGAGAUCCGUGAGGUUCGCAUCUGCGAUACUUGUCGUGAGGGAAGAGUAGAUUUUUGUCCUACGGAUUUAUUACGCUAUUGCUAAUUCAGAACGAAGUACGUUGAGUGUGGAACAGUCCUGGAAACACAGUCAAACAUCGCCACAAAGCCAGUCACUUUUCCCCUCGUCAAUCAUCAACAUCACUCUCAGUCCCGGGCGCGCUAAAGUCAAACGCCUGCAAAGUCCUUGCAACCUCCAAAAUACUGUCCGUACUCAGAACCUUUCCCUCCUUACCUCCAGCC